AUGGCUUCCAAGAUUAUCGUCAUUGGCAGCCCUAACUGUCAGCUACAGGCAGUGUUUACCAAACUGGCAAAGUUGCAUACGAAACAGAAUUUCGCGUUUGCAAUCAUUGUCGGCAACCUCUUUGGUGACUGCUCCACGGAAGCUGAGCUAAAUGAGAUCUCGGCUCUUUUGCAGGGAAACAUCCAUGUUCCUCUGACAACUUACUUCACCGUGGGAAGCCGACCGCUCCCUACUAGAAUUGUGGAGAAGAUCGAGGCAGAUGAUGAAGUCUGCCCUAAUCUCUACUUCCUCGGGAAGCGAGGUAUUCUCAAGACGGCCGAGGGCAUUCGCAUUGCCGCCCUCGGAGGUCAACUAGACCAGUCAGGAUCUUCCAAAUCCAAGCCCGAGACCAAUGCCAGUGGAAAGUUCCAAUCAACAUACACCGAGUCUGACGCUCGCGCCCUCUACGGCAUGCACAAUGCGGACAUUCUAAUCACGAAUCAAUGGCCCAAGGAUAUCCGCUUUGGCUCCAAAGCUGCCGUGCCAGAGGAUUACAACUCGAUCUCGUCCGAGGUACAAAUCAUCUCGGACGUGUGCGCCACACUCAGGCCACGUUAUCACUUUUCCGCAUCCGACUCGUUCUUCUACGAGCGAGAGGCUUUCUUCCACAUGCCAACGGAAGACAGCCCCGACACCAAGCCGAUGACUCGCUUCAUCUCCAUGGCUUCAUUCGACUCUAAGCAGAAAGCUCUCUACGCAUUCUCGUUAGACCCCUCUGCCACGGCCCCUCUCACCAUUCCCGCGGGUGUAACCGCCUCCCCUCUCUCAGCACCUCAAGCCAAGCGCAAGAAUCUCCCUAGCCAAAAGGAAUCAUUCCAACGUUUUGCCACCCACGACAGCCACCACGGCUCUUCCCACAAUCAGCACCGCGGAAAGCGACAGCAGCGUGAACCACCCCCAGGACCGGAUAGAUGUUUCUUCUGUCUAUCCAACCCCAACAUCGCCACGCACCUCAUCACCUCCAUCGGCGACCAAAGCUACCUUACAACCGCCAAGGGACCUCUGCCCCCAGUCAACUUCUUCCCCUCUCUCGGGUUCCCAGGUCACAUGCUCAUCAUCCCAUUCGAGCAUACCCCAACCCUAGGCUCAAUUCCAGACCCGGCUACUCGCUCAAGCACAUACAUCGAGAUGGUCCGCUUCAACGCUGCGCUACGUCACAUGGUCAGCGACCGCUCAUCCGGACAACUCGGCGCCGUGACAUGGGAAGUCAGCCGGGCCGGCGGCAUCCACACCCACUGGCAAUUCCUCCCCGUCCCAAUGGACCUAAUCAAAGAAGGCCUAGUCGAACUCGCCUUCAAGGUCGAAGCCGAAAACCUAAAUUACCCCCGCUUCUCAGGUCUCGCAAUAGCCCAGUCCGACGGUGCCGCCGACGUCGAACCCGAGAGCGGGAAUGCCCUAGGCGAGCGGGGCGAUUACUUCCGCGUAUCGAUCUGGAGUGCAGGCAGCGAAGACGAGGAGAAGGAGUCUAAUGGUGACGCCGACGCCGAUGCGAGCAAGACUCGACCGCCCGGAUCGGAGAAAGUCCUAACGCUAGAGCUGAACCCGGAUUUCAAAUUCGAUUUGCAAUUUGGUCGCCGCGUUAUGGCCAAGCUGCUGCAGUUGGAUAAGCGGAUGAACUGGAAGGAUGCGACGCAGUCGCAGGCGGAAGAAGAGGCUGACGCGAAUGCGUUUAAGGAGGCAUUUAAAACGUAUGAUUUCUCGUUGGAGUAG
Molecule: messenger RNA, 1749 nt
Organism: Penicillium cataractarum
Lineage: Eukaryota; Fungi; Ascomycota; Eurotiomycetes; Eurotiales; Aspergillaceae
Product: CwfJ domain protein
Exons: 2
Coding region: 1-1749 (582 amino acids)
Biological process (GO): mRNA splicing, via spliceosome
Cellular component (GO): post-mRNA release spliceosomal complex
Molecular function (GO): RNA lariat debranching enzyme activator activity
Source: RefSeq, a predicted model, not a curated record